This is a messenger RNA of Cynocephalus volans (Philippine flying lemur), 1533 nucleotides long. It is a transcript of the gene EIF4A3, whose product is annotated as eukaryotic translation initiation factor 4A3. Gene Ontology annotation, cellular component: nucleolus; catalytic step 2 spliceosome. The record is from RefSeq and is a predicted model, not a curated record. Gene Ontology annotation, molecular function: ATP binding; RNA helicase activity; mRNA binding. The coding region runs from base 59 to 1294 and encodes 411 amino acids. Lineage: Eukaryota; Metazoa; Chordata; Mammalia; Dermoptera; Cynocephalidae. The transcript has 12 exons.
GGGGCCUACUUCCGCUUUCCGGAGAGGCGCGCGCUCUGCUCUCAGUCUACUGGGGAUCAUGGCAGCCGCGGCCACGAUGGCGACCUCGGGUUCGGCGCGGAAGCGGCUGCUCAAGGAGGAAGACAUGACCAAAGUGGAAUUCGAGACCAGCGAGGAGGUGGACGUGACCCCCACGUUCGACACCAUGGGCCUGCGGGAGGACCUGCUGCGCGGCAUCUACGCCUACGGUUUUGAAAAACCAUCAGCAAUCCAACAGCGAGCUAUCAAGCAGAUUAUUAAAGGGAGAGAUGUCAUCGCACAGUCUCAGUCCGGCACAGGCAAAACAGCCACCUUCAGUAUUUCAGUCCUCCAGUGUCUGGACAUUCAGGUUCGUGAAACUCAAGCUUUGAUCUUGGCUCCAACGAGAGAGUUAGCUGUACAGAUCCAAAAGGGCCUGCUUGCGCUAGGUGACUACAUGAACGUCCAGUGCCAUGCCUGCAUUGGGGGCACUAACGUGGGGGAGGACAUCAGGAAACUAGACUAUGGGCAGCAUGUGGUCGCAGGCACGCCGGGGCGUGUUUUUGACAUGAUUCGGCGCAGGAGUUUAAGGACGCGCGCCAUCAAGAUGCUGGUUCUGGAUGAGGCUGACGAGAUGUUGAAUAAAGGUUUCAAGGAGCAGAUUUACGACGUGUACAGGUACUUGCCUCCUGCCACGCAGGUGGUUCUCAUCAGUGCCACGCUGCCUCACGAAAUCCUGGAGAUGACAAACAAGUUCAUGACGGACCCAAUCCGCAUCUUGGUGAAGCGUGAUGAAUUGACUCUGGAAGGCAUCAAACAGUUUUUUGUGGCUGUGGAAAGAGAAGAGUGGAAAUUUGACACCCUGUGUGAUCUCUACGACACGCUGACCAUCACUCAGGCCGUCAUCUUCUGCAACACCAAAAGGAAGGUUGACUGGCUGACGGAGAAAAUGAGAGAAGCCAAUUUCACCGUGUCCUCGAUGCACGGAGACAUGCCUCAGAAGGAGCGCGAGUCCAUCAUGAAGGAGUUCCGCUCCGGGGCCAGCCGGGUGCUCAUUUCCACAGACGUCUGGGCCCGGGGCUUGGAUGUCCCUCAGGUGUCUCUCAUCAUUAACUACGACCUGCCCAAUAACAGAGAAUUGUAUAUACACAGAAUUGGGAGAUCAGGUCGGUAUGGCCGAAAGGGUGUGGCCAUUAAUUUUGUAAAGAAUGACGACAUCCGCAUCCUCAGGGACAUCGAGCAGUACUACUCCACGCAGAUCGAUGAGAUGCCCAUGAACGUUGCUGACCUGAUCUGAAGAGACAGAUCCGCUCCACUAAGGAUGAGCUGGAGACUCUUCACUUAUUUUGUGCUCGUUUGGAAAUAUUUUAAGGCAGUGCCUAUUUAAUGGGGUUUAUAUGGACUCUGUUCUCAUAGCCUUCCCCGCCCCUCCCUUCCCCUAAAAUCUCUAGGAAUUCUGCUCUCUUUUCUUAUCCACGUGUAAAUAAAGCAUUGCUUUAAGUCUUUUUCAUUAAAUGUUUGAAAAUUUCCCAUAAA